This is a messenger RNA of Symbiodinium sp. CCMP2456, 838 nucleotides long. The record is from the annotation of a GenBank genome assembly. Lineage: Eukaryota; Dinophyceae; Suessiales; Symbiodiniaceae.
GACCGGCGGCCUGAUGGCUGGGCCUGCAAGCAUCGUCGAGGCGCUGGCCGAGAAGAUUCAUCGCGAGGUGCCAACGAAGCAGGGAGAGGUCGAAGUCCUCACUGCCGCAGAAACUCCGGAGCGCUUCCCGCAGCUCAAUCUGGACCCGAACGAGAAGCUGCUGUACAUGCCCGAGGGCUACACCAUGUCAGUGCCAACAACACUCCACAGCCUUCGUUGGGCGGCCGAGGCCGCUGGCGCCGAGUAUCAGGAAGACUCAGUUGUCAGCAUCGACCUGCGUCGAAAAAUGGUGUUCACCAAGGAGCAGAGCAUUCGCUUCAGUCAGGUCGUGAUCACAGCCGGCCCAUGGACGAAUCGGAUACUCCAAGGUGCUGGCCUGCGUGGUGUCCCGAUGAUAGUGUCGAACGAGCAGACUGUGGAGUUCCAGCCUAAGGUGGGUGCCCCAUCGCACGACUGGUCUGAUUUGCCAUUGUUCACAUGGAGCGAAGCUGGCUACAAAGGACGCAACGAAGAUGGUGGAUGUCUCUACUUCUACACGACGCCGCACUGCCCGCUCACAAGCAGCGGAUCGCAGGGAGUGAAGGUCGGCUUUCAUCGACAGGGUCCUCUCUUGGACACAGACGACUUUGUCGUGACGGAGUCGGGUCGCGCCUCGAAGGAUAAGCUGCCGAACAUUCGCAAGGAACUCCGGACGGAGCAGGAGUACCACCGCGACGAGUUCUCACUCUCCAAGAUCAAGGCUUUCAUCAAGGAAAAGAUGCCUGGCCUAGAUGCAGAUCACCCAGUCGGGUCACUUGGCCAAGCAGAGCUGUUCCAAGCCGAGUUGCUGCUUUUCUGA